Molecule: messenger RNA, 2843 nt
Organism: Stylophora pistillata
Lineage: Eukaryota; Metazoa; Cnidaria; Anthozoa; Scleractinia; Pocilloporidae
Product: protein ecdysoneless homolog
Cellular component (GO): nucleus
Source: RefSeq, a predicted model, not a curated record
UCGAACAUGGCGGACGGACGUGAUGUUUUCGCGACGUUUAUAUGAAUAUGAUGGAAAACGUCGUAAAAUACAAAAUCUUCGUCAGAGAUGGGGAUUCUUUUGCCACUGAAAGCAAGUUGGAAACGCUAUUGGCUUAUUACCUGGCUUUUCUGAGUCCAUUCAUCGACAAUUUUAUUUGGCAGGUCGAACCUUUCUGUCUCGUGAGCAAAGCUGGAAAAGGAGAUAUUCCAGCUCACCUUUAUGGAAGGACAAAGUUUGGUGACAAUGUUGAUGAUGAAUGGUUUAUUGUAUCCCUUCUCUUUAAACUUUCAAAGGCAUUUCCUGAAAUGUGUGUAAGUAUAUCUGAUAAUGAUGGUGAAUUUCUGUUGAUUGAGGCAGCUGAUUUCCUACCAAGAUGGCUCAAUCCAGACAACAGCAAGAACAGAGUUUUUGUCCAUGAAGGCAAAGUUCACAUAAUCCCCAUUCCCUCCACUCCAGGGGAACUGACAAUGUACCCAACUGGUACCCCCCUAUUGCAUCAAGCCCUAAAGUUAGUGUUUGGGCCUUAUAACACUGAAGCAGUAGCACAGAUUCAGGAGACAAUCAAGCAAAGGAUUGAAAUACUUCCAGAGCUUUCUCAGAGCAACACUCAUUGUGCUUACUGCUAUGUGCCAGUAGAAGUCAAAUUUGUUCUUGAUCAGAAGCCAUCUUUGAUCAGUCCUGUUGUACAGGCAUUUUAUGGGCGGGAUCCUGUUGACAUGAAGGCUUGUAGAACAAUGGAUCAGUUCUCAUUGAAAACAAGACUUCUGUCAAGGAUACGUUUCACUCGUUGCCUUUAUGCACAAUUAUCCCAACAACCCUUCAAGCCAGACCGGAGAUCAGAGUGGACUCUGCCACCAGUUACUGAUCCACAUUUCAAAGCUCAUGAGUUGGGUCUAAAAUUGGCUUGUGGAUUCCAGAUCUUGUGUAAAAGAAGUGGAGAAAGACAAGUGGAUUCAAAGGUGAAAGAUGAACCAAAUGGACCAAAAUGGGUGAGAUUUCAUGCUUGUUUGAGUGAACAAGGUUAUUUCAAGGGAGAAAUGGAAGGCUCAAAAUUGUACCAGGAUCUUCUGAAGAAGGCCAAGCAGCAAUUCAGUGAGAACUUCAUGACUCAAAACAGGUCACAUCCAGGCCAGAUUAUUCUGACAAUGUUAAAGGAUGCUGUGAUAGAUGUGGAAAAGAUGAAGGCAGAAGAGUUGCUCCCGGAAGACGAUGACAGCUGGUUAAACUUGACGGAGCAAGAUUUAGAGGAAAUGCUUUCAAAGUAUAGCGAUCUAAACUCAAGAAAAACUAGAAGAGGCACCCGCACAAACACGCCCAAUCAUACCGAACCUUCAGUAGACCUGGAUUCCGUGACUCGUACUUUCAAAUCGUUUGUGGACAAAGUAUCCAGUUACGAGGGAGCAGAAUUUCCAGGGGAUCCUGAAGAAGGAGAUGUUCAGUUUGAUGCCGACUCUUUCAUGGACACAGUUGGGAAUUUGUUAGGUCAUGGGGUCCGCCAUCAAGAUGAAGAAAGUGAUUCUGAUGCGGACGAUGAUGAUAUGGACUUCUCUUCAGAAGAUGAAAAUGACACCAAUCCAGGCGUGGAAGAAAAUACCUGCCUGAGCGAGGACGACAAAGAAAUGAAAACAGUCAUGGAACAGAUGGACAGCGAACUCGCCCAAACAUCCAUUGGAGAAAGUUUUGAAAAGAAGGGCAAAUUAGCUGAAGGAACUCGUCAGACCCAAACUAACCAUCCCGGUGAACUUCAGGACGAUUCCGACGAGGAUACCCCUGUCGACGUAGACUUCAAUCUUGUUAAAAACAUCCUGGAGUCCUUCUCGACGCAACAAGGACUCGCGGGUCCAGCAUCGAAUAUCCUUAAUUCGAUGGGUGUGUGGCUUCCGCCGAAUAAAGACUUGAGCGAUCCCAGUUAACUUCACGCAAUAGGAGUGAAUCAUUCACUUUCUUUAUUUUGAUUGAUUUGUGGCCUGAAUCCGCGGAGAAAAAGAGAAAAACCACACUUUGGUGUGAGGGCAGUGCUCUACAAAUUUUCGUCGCCUAAACUGUGGCCUUCGUCCGAGAGAUACAUUUAUAUCUUUAGACCAGAGUUGAAUACACGUGGAAGUACUUUGGAACUGCGAUUUAGCUGAGGGAACAAACUUAUCGAGUUUCGACAACAAUUCACUUUGCAUCGGAUUUGACCGAUCCAAGAAAGCAAAGUGGUUCAGGAGUUGGAAGUUCUUAAGUGCUUCAAGUAAGUUAAGGUGACGCGUGGUUUUUCAAAACAAAACAAGAGAAGACAAAGUGUAACUUUACUGCAGUGAAGACAGUCAAGAGAAUAUAAUUGUUGCACCGUCGUUUAUGAAAUUAAACCAAACGAAGCAAAACAUCUGGACAUUUUUGGUUGUAACUCCUACAAAGAAAUAUGACGAGUCGUUGUAAUGUUGGCCGCAUGUAUUUUUAGCAACAAGAUGAAAGAAACUCUCUCUGUUCAAUAUGAUGACACAGUAUAUCACGGCCUAAGAAUUAUGUAAAUUACAGCCGGAGUUUUUUCGUUUGCAAUCUGCGUUAGUUUUUUGUAUCCUUUUUCCACCUUGAUUUACCAUUAACCCUUGAGAAUUUUUCUUUCUUUCCAUCUAUGUCUGAAAGUGGAGACUUUCCCAGUUUGACGGCUUAUAGAUACGUUUUGUACGGUGCAGCAAAAGGGAAUUAUCUUCACAUAGCUCAGUUAAAACUUAGCUAGUAACCAUUCCUCUGCACAAUUCUCGUUCCUGUCCAUCUGCAUCAGGAGCUUGAAGGAAAGAAUUGCUUACCUAAUAUAUAAAGUAACGCCGAAAAUCUCA